This is a messenger RNA of Porites evermanni, 615 nucleotides long. The record is from the annotation of a GenBank genome assembly. NCBI's taxonomy places the organism in Eukaryota, Metazoa, Cnidaria, Anthozoa, Scleractinia, Poritidae.
AUGAACAAUACAGAAAAAGACUGUUUCUUCUUUGAAGAUCAGCUUCACUUUGAUAGCACGGAAGAAGUCUUCAUUACAAAUAUUGUAACAUGUAUCCUGAACUCUUUUUUUUCUUUGCUUACAUGCAUAGGAAACUUUAUUGUUGUAUUUGUGAUUGGAAAAACCCGAGAUCUACAUUCGCCAUCGUUCAUCCUUUUGGGUUGUCUUGCUGUUUCAGACCUUCUGGUUGGCCUUAUAUGUCAACCGCUUUUUGUGGGGUAUAAAAUAGCGGAACUUGAGAAGAAUUUCGCUGUGUUUUGUACUUUGAACGUGGUUCAGUCUCUGUCAGGUUUUACGACAUCUGGUGUUUCUUUCGCCAUCUUAGCUGCAGUGUCAAUUGACCGACUUUUAGCACUAACUCUUCAUCUACGAUACAACACGAUUGUCACUGUUCCUCGCGUAUUUCAAACAACUAUUGCUUUGUGGAUCUUUGCUACAGUGACCGUUCUACCGAGGUUUUGGAUGGCAAACAAAUGGUAUUUUAUCCCGAUAGCAUUAUGGUUUCUUACAUUCUUUGUCAUCAUGAUAAGUGUCUGGAAAAUAUUCCGAAUUGUUCGAAAACACCAACAGCAAAUA